AUGAUUAUCUCUCGACUGGUCAGAUGUUUCCUGCCGAAGACCAAGGUCUUUGGCCUGGGAGGCAGCGUCAUGGAAAAGAUCUUUGUCUGCUGUGAUAUAAUAUCAUUCGUCGCCCAGAUCGGUGGCGGCCUCUUGACUUACAGCAGCAAACCGAACACGGCCAAGACAGGGGUGCACACAGUGGACUUUGGCGUGGUAUUCCAGCAAGCAUUGAUUGUCUUCUUCCUUGCCUUGACCGUGCGGACGACGCAGAAGAUUGAUUGGGUCAUGCCUCGUUGCCGAAUUUCCAAGGCCGCCAAAACACGAAUCUACGCUGUGCAGAUCUCAUUGCUCUUAAUCACGUACCACAUCUUGACCCUCAUCGUCGAGUUCGCUUCCGGUUCAGGCAGUAGCUUGAACACAUACAUUAACAACCACGAGUGGUGCGUGUAUGUCUUUGACGCCGCGCCAAUGCUCUUCGCCUUGUUUUGUGGUGAAUACCUUCCAUCCCGGAAACGUGCUUUCCACGGGGAACAUUGA
Cladophialophora bantiana CBS 173.52 is the source of this 519-nucleotide messenger RNA. RefSeq lists its product as uncharacterized. The record is from RefSeq and is a predicted model, not a curated record. Gene Ontology annotation, cellular component: membrane. The transcript has 3 exons. Lineage: Eukaryota; Fungi; Ascomycota; Eurotiomycetes; Chaetothyriales; Herpotrichiellaceae. Bases 1 to 519 code for a protein of 172 amino acids.